Protopolystoma xenopodis is the source of this 213-nucleotide messenger RNA. The record is from the annotation of a GenBank genome assembly. Lineage: Eukaryota; Metazoa; Platyhelminthes; Monogenea; Polystomatidea; Polystomatidae.
AUGAGCUCGGUAAGCCACCCGUUCUUUGUUCAAGUACCUCCAUCGCCACCACUUUACAACCUCUGUAUUCUUGAUGUAUGCUCCGAGAAACCCAUCACUGUCCAGCCGGAUUUAUCUUUUUAUACUCGCGUCGCAUGCCAAAUACCGGUGAGUAGGCCAUUAGCCGUUAGUACUUUGACAGACCGUAUAAAUGAAAUGAUGAUGCAAGGCUAA